Molecule: messenger RNA, 2845 nt
Organism: Liolophura sinensis
Lineage: Eukaryota; Metazoa; Mollusca; Polyplacophora; Chitonida; Chitonidae
Product: integrin alpha-9-like
Exons: 17
Coding region: 242-2845 (867 amino acids)
Biological process (GO): integrin-mediated signaling pathway; cell adhesion mediated by integrin; cell-matrix adhesion
Cellular component (GO): external side of plasma membrane; integrin complex
Molecular function (GO): integrin binding
Source: RefSeq, a predicted model, not a curated record
UUUGACCGCCUUCGUUGGCUUAUAUACUCUAUUCAACGUUUGAUGUCUUUUGAUCUAAAAUGUCCCGCCUUCUUCGCACAGUGACUAUUCUUCCUUUAAAAUACCACUUUCUACCGUGUCAUUAUCCUGUUGUAGGGUGAUAGUUGGAAGUCCGACCGCUGAAUCAAAGCACUGGCGAAUAAUCAAGCGCCACGGGGGCGUGUACAAGUGUAAAAUAGAGGAAGGUGGCAAGUGUGAACAAAUGAGGAUAGACACCAGAGGUAAUGGUUUCCUUUCUAGACGCUAUGAUGAUUACAAAGAGCACCAGUGGUUAGGCUCCAGCUUAGCCCUCAGUUACGAUACCGAUCCACGUCUUGUGGCAUGUGCACCUCAGUGGAAAAAUAAGUACCACCCUGGCCACUACCUGGUUCAGGGGCUAUGCUAUUACCUGAAAGAUGGAAAAACAGAAGAGUUACGACCUUUGCUGGACCCAAAGUUGCAAGUUGUUAAAGACGUGCACCAUUACGCUUACGCCCAGGCUGGAUUUUCAGUGACGUUUGCCAAGGAGAAAACCGAUGACAAAGCUAAAUUAAUUAUGGGCGUGCCGAACAUGAGAGCAGGACAAGGAGGUGUGGUAGCUUAUGAAGAUACGACCAACGACGUCUUCAAGGUGAAAGACCUGUUCUAUGGAAGUGCAUACGCAGGUGAGCUAGAAACUGAUUCACUUUUGCAACCCAACACAAAUAUGUGUUAUGCUGUAACUUCGGGAAAAAUCUAUGGGCCGGGAAAAGUCACUUACAUCAUUGGAGCUCCAGUGGACAGGCGUGUGGGCAAGAUUUAUCUCAUAGAUAACAAGAAAUAUGAAGUAAAUGAUAGUCGGACUGGCGCUCAGUUUGGCGAGUACUAUGGGGCAUCGCUGUGCACAGUGGAUUUUGACGGGGACGGUUUAGACGACGUUGUUGUUGGGGCGCCUCUCUUUUCCUCCGACAAGUACCCGGAUGUGGGCAAAGUGUACGUCUAUAUCAAUCGCGGAAAGGGUUUGGGGCUGUCGUCAUCAACUGUGACAUUGACGUCUCCAGGAGUACAAGGAAAACCACUAGCACGGUUCGGUCAGGUGGUGGCGAGUAUUGGAGAUAUCAACCAGGACGGAUGUGAAGAUUUAGCGGUAGGAGCUCCUUAUGAGGACGAUAAAGUCGGUGCCGUCUACAUUUAUAACGGCAGUCCUGGGGGGUUGAAACGCGAGAUCUCGCAGCGAAUAGGCGGUAAUGCUGUCAAAGAUGGAAUCCAAACGUUUGGCUGGAGCAUAUCACGUGGUCAGGACAUGGACGGAAAUGGAUAUCCUGAUUUCGCUGUGGGUGCCUAUCACACCAACAACGCCAUUCUCCUUAGAUCCCGACCGGUCGUGAAGGUAGACGGGAAACUGGACAUCAUCCCUUCCCUGAUUGAUUACACAGCACCACCCCCUAUCCCCAUCUCCGUUAUCUUAUGCCUGAAUUACUCUGGGGUUCAAGUACCAGGAACACUCUACGCCAGCUUCGCAUUAGAGGCAGACACACUGAAACGAUCAGGUAGUAGAGCCAAGUUUCACACAGACCACGGACUAAGUACUACAAUACAAAAGCGGAUCAUUCUUCAGGCAAUCACAAAAACCUGCACGGAUAUCACAACCCUCAUUACGGCCACCUUCCAACACAACUGUGGAGGUGAUGACGUGUGUGUGACUGACCUUCAAGUAAAAUUUGCGGAAGUCAAUACGGAGGGCUCCACUCAUCUCAUCCUCGGCCAGACCUCCGCCCUUGUCCUUCAAAUCCUGGUGAGCAACGCUGGUGAGCCGGCAUACGAGGCCUUGCUCACCGUGAGGUUGCCACCGAGAGUCACGUAUGUUGGUGGAGGGAAUGAUCUCGGUCCCGCCGUUUUCUCGCCCACCUCAAGCACGCUGACCAUUGACCUGGGGAAUCCUCUCAGUGCCAGGCGGAAUGCCACACUGAAAGUAAACCUGAACGUUGACAACGUGCCCAAGGUCACGACCCAUCUCCACUUCAGAGCAGAUAUAACGUCAACGAGUCAUGAGAAAAACAGGACGAGCCUGGACAACAAGGCCUCGAUCACUGUGCCGGCAAUGUACGAGGUGAAACUAAUGAUGGAGAGUCAGUCUUUUCCCGAGCAGUUAACGUACAAUCCAAUUGAAGAAGAGGAGCUACCAUUGCUUAAUAUGACGCAAAAGCUGUCUCUGCAGAACACCGGACCCAGUUUACUCCCAGGGGCAGAGAUCACCAUUUCCAUUCCCUUCAAGAAGCGGGAAGCCACUUCUUCUUACUUAGAUCCAUCCGAAAUAGAGGUUUUCAUGUGGAAUGAGGCGUCAGUUGGGAGCGAACCAGUGAGCUGUGCUGUUAGUGACUCGAACCUUUUGUCAUCUGGUGACAUUGUUCAAUCUGAAGAUGUAAUAAUGUCCACCACUCCAACUUUAACAAUGGAAAACAUAACUGAGAUGUCAAGGGAAGUAACCGAAAACCUCACUUUACCGUACCUCGAACCACAACGACGUUCUCUGACUCAAAACAAAACAGUCACGGAGGAAAAGCGUCAAGUAAUUUUGAACUGCAGUUCGCAGGAGUGCGUCGUGGUCACGUGUCAACUAGGACAGCUUUUGGUUGGUCAGACCGUUCAAGUCAAUGUAUCUCUCCGCGUGAAUCAGGCAGCCUUGGACAAAAGACAGGAGAGUGCGGUAAUUCGUCUGGAGACAUCCAUAUCUAUCCAGAGAAAAACAAAACCCGGCUUCCCCAAACUGCUGGAUAAUCACAGGCUAGAAACCACGGUGAGUUUUAAGCAAGAACGGAUUAAGCUAAGAAAUGAUGACAGCAAUUAA